This is a messenger RNA of Cavia porcellus (domestic guinea pig), 4058 nucleotides long. RefSeq names its product protein kinase C-binding protein NELL1. Gene Ontology annotation, biological process: positive regulation of ossification; regulation of osteoblast differentiation. Gene Ontology annotation, cellular component: cytoplasm. Bases 28 to 1827 code for a protein of 599 amino acids. Gene Ontology annotation, molecular function: calcium ion binding; protein kinase C binding; heparin binding. Lineage: Eukaryota; Metazoa; Chordata; Mammalia; Rodentia; Caviidae. The record is from RefSeq and is a predicted model, not a curated record. The transcript is spliced from 15 exons.
GUCAUCCAGGACGGAAAGAUCAUCUUCAUGCCAAAUGGGUACAUAACACAGUGUCCAAACCUCAAUCGCACUUGCCCUACCUGCAGUGAUUUCUUAAGCCUGGUGCAAGGAAUCAUGGAUUUACAAGAGCUUUUGGCCAAGAUGACUGCAAAACUGAAUCAUGCAGAGACAAGACUUAGUCAGUUGGAAAACUGUCACUGUGAGAAGACCUGUCAAGUGAGUGGAUUGCUCUAUCGGGACCAAGACUCUUGGGUUGAUGGUGAUCACUGUAGGAACUGCACAUGCAAAAGCGGUGUUGUGGAGUGCCGGCGGAUGUCCUGUCCCCCUCUCAACUGCUCCCCCGACGCCCUCCCUGUGCACAUCGCAGGCCAGUGCUGUAAGGUCUGCCGACCAAAAUGCAUCUAUGGCGGGAAAGUUCUUGCAGAAGGCCAGCGGAUAUUAACCAAGAGCUGUCAGGAAUGCAGAGGUGGAGUUUUAGUGAAAAUCACGGAAACGUGUCCUCCUUUGAACUGCUCAGAGAAGGACCACAUUCUUCCAGAGAAUCAGUGCUGCAGAGUCUGUCGAGGUCAUAACUUCUGCAUGGAAGCGCCUAAAUGUGGUGAAAACUCAGAGUGCAAAAACUGGAAUACGAAAGCGACUUGUGAGUGCAAGAAUGGUUACAUCUCUGUCCAAGGAGACCCCGCCUACUGUGAAGAUAUUGAUGAAUGUGCUGCUAAGAUGCAUUACUGUCAUGCCAAUACUGUAUGUGUGAACCUGCCAGGCUUAUACCGCUGUGACUGUGUCCCGGGUUACAUUCGUGUAGAUGACUUCUCUUGCACAGAGCACGAUGAAUGUGCCAGUGGGCAGCACAACUGUGACGAGAAUGCCAUCUGCACCAACACCGUCCAGGGGCACAGCUGCACAUGCAAACCAGGCUACGUGGGCAACGGGACCAUCUGCAGAGCAUUCUGUGAAGAGGGCUGCAGAUACGGUGGAACAUGCGUGGCUCCUAACACAUGUGCCUGUCCAUCUGGAUUCACAGGAAGCCACUGUGAGAAAGAUAUUGAUGAAUGUGCAGAGGGGAUCAUUGAGUGCCACAACCAUUCCCGCUGUGUUAACCUGCCAGGGUGGUACCUCUGUGAGUGCAGAAGCGGUUUCCAUGACGAUGGGACCUAUUCACAGUCCGGGGAGUCCUGUAUUGACAUUGAUGAAUGUGCCUUAAGAACUCACACCUGUUGGAAUGAUUCAGCCUGCAUCAACUUGGCCGGGGGCUAUGAUUGUCUGUGUCCCUCUGGGCCCUCCUGUUCUGGCGAUUGUCCCCACGAAGGAGGUCUGAAGCACAAUGGGCAGGUGUGGACCCUGAAAGAAGACAGGUGCUCUGUCUGUUCCUGCAAGAAUGGGAAGAUCUUCUGCCGACGGACAGCAUGUGAUUGUCUCAAUCCAAGUGUUGACCUUUUUUGUUGCCCAGAGUGUGACACCAGGGUCACAAGCCAAUGUUUAGAUCAAAAUGGACACAAACUCUAUCGAAGUGGAGACAACUGGACCCACGGCUGCCAGCAGUGUCGGUGUCUGGAGGGAGAGGUGGACUGCUGGCCACUCGCAUGCCCCAGUCUGAGCUGUGAGUACACGGCACUCUUGGAAGGAGAGUGCUGUGCGCAUUGUGUCAGUGACCCUUGCCUGGCUGAUAACAUCGCCUAUGACAUCAGGAAAACGUGUGUGGACAGCACCGGUGUUUCCAGGCUGAGCGGGGCUCUGUGGACCAUGGCUGGAUCGCCCUGCACGACCUGCAAAUGCAAGAAUGGGAGAGUCUGCUGCUCUGUGGAUUCAGAGUGUCUUCAGAAUAACUGAAGUACUUUAAAACAGACUCAUCACAGGAGAAAAAUGGACAAAAUGGCCAUCCAACAUGAUGAAGAAUAGGAGCUUCUUCUUUCUUUUUUUAAAACCACAGACGAUUACCAAAGUCUCCAUCUGAGGAAGGUGUUUGGAGGUCACCUUUGGAACUGACUUUGCUCAUUCCUGCUAACCUAGUCCAAGUGACCUACAGUGCAUUGCGUUCGAGUCUAUGGUUGUUGACAGAAUUUUCCGGUGUUGUAAAUCAUGUUUCCCUUGCCUGGUCAUUUGCAAGUACAUGGUAAAUGUUGAUGUAUUUUUUGGUUUAUUUUGUGUACUAACAUUGAUAGAGACUCAGCACCAUUGAUUAACUAUUUUUUUAUUUCUGAAUCAAAUUAUAAAAUAAAAUUGCCUAUUGUAAUUUUGCCCAGACACUGCAUACUUAGUAUUGAGAUUCUUGUGCAAUGAAUUGAUAAAAAAUAUGUAUGUAGCAGCCAACCUCAGAAAAGUUAUUAUACAUCCAACUGUUGAACAGACUUAGAUGGCCACUUGGUCGGCUCAGGCAUGCUGCAGGCAAUCAUGCUACUUUAGAGGAAGGAAGGAUGGAAACACAAAUAAGUGUUUGAAAAAGGGCUCUCCCCUUCCUCUUGCAAAAAUGAAAUAUAAACAAAACAAAAAAUAAAAUCUUAACCCACAAUUUAGAAGUAGCAGUGCUUGUAGCCCUUCUUACCUACAAAAGCAAAAUUAUCUUUAUGUUAACUUUUAUAUUAUUUAAUAACUAACAAAGCACUUCAAUCAUUAUUAAUAAAGGCAUCAUAAUAAUAGAAGUGAAUAGUAUUGUUGACCCUAUAAGACAGAAACUUAAAUUAAGGAGUCUGGUAAACCAAAAGAUUUAAAUCUACUUGAUUGAGGAUACAUCAGGUUUGGUAACCAAGGCUUCUACUUCUUGUCCCAGGCUGUUUUCCACUAAACCAUAUUGCCUUGCAUAGGAAUGAAAGGGUUCUGAGAAAAUCCAUGUGUGCGUUCAGAAGUUACUUGGAACAAUGAAUUGUUUUAUUUGAGCCACUGCAACAUUUUUAGGGAUUGUCAGGUAUAAACUAUACAGAAUGAAUAAAAUAUGUAAACGGCAUGCUCUCUGAGCUGAGAAGUCAACCUUUUCUACUUUCAGACAAAUCACAAGUUAUUCUGAAUCAAGUUAGUUCUUGGAUUUUCACUUACUCCCCCAACAUUGAAAAUACCUAAUUGUUGUAUCAGUCGUGCUAAAAAUGACACUUAACAGCUACUAGAACUUUUAGCUUAAAAUUGUAAAUAUCAGUUACUGUCAUUAUUAUUUAUUGAUAUUUAAGGUGAUAAUUGAAAUCUUUUAUAAAAAUGUAUUUCAUUAUAUGAAAUCAAUUUCAUGUGAUGACUUGUAAUAAAAAUAGAUUAAGUAUUACAUUUGACAAAGACUGAUAUAAUAUGUUAAAUUAAAGCACAUCUCUAUCUUAAUUCCCUAAAUGAAACUCUAGAGUGAAAAGUUUUAAAAUUACUCUUUUGAAAAUAUUUAUAAGAAAUCAUUUAAAAAGAAACCUCUCAUUUUUGUUGGAACUAGGAACGUUUGCAAAUUUGUGAUCAUAUGUAUGUCUGGGAUCUGUGAACUCUGGCCCUAUAUGUCAAAUCCAGAGCUUUCCCUGUUUGAUUAGAAUAGAUAAGCUUAUUAAUCUUCCAAUGUGCACAGUUACAGAGAUAGAAUAGCAGAGUAGAGUGGUUUCCACGGAUCACAUGGGGUUUAUGAAAGCCCAAAAUAUUACCAUCUUGCCUUCUAAUGAAGAAGUUUGCCUUUCUCUGGUACGGAUGAUUAUUGAACAUCGAUAUAUAUUUUAGAAAUGUUGCCACAUCUUUCUCAAGGAACUUUCAAAACUCAACAGUUUUGAGGUUGUAUAUGUACACACUUUUCUCUCUUGCCAUUAGAAUUGAUGGCUCAUUGCAGAAUAUUCUUAUUCAACAAACACGAUCAUAAGAUAAUAUUUGCUUCUCUUUAUUGAUCAUAUGGGGUGUGUUUAAUCUGGGCUAACUUGAUGACAUAACUUUAUUUUCUUUAUUGCACAGUUAAGAUAGCAGUAGCUUCUACAAAUGUGGGAUAUGCUUUCUAUAAAAUAAUGGGUGACAUUUAUGUAUUAUUAAAUAUUGAAUCAGGUGUUCUGGGGCACUUUACAUACAUGGUCUCUGCUAAACUCUACUGGGGAAAUAAAACGAUUAAUAAAACAGAA